Gigantopelta aegis is the source of this 621-nucleotide messenger RNA. RefSeq names its product ARMADILLO BTB ARABIDOPSIS PROTEIN 1-like. NCBI's taxonomy places the organism in Eukaryota, Metazoa, Mollusca, Gastropoda, Neomphalida, Peltospiridae. Bases 1 to 621 code for a protein of 206 amino acids. The transcript has a single exon. Gene Ontology annotation, molecular function: protein binding. The record is from RefSeq and is a predicted model, not a curated record.
AUGUCGACUCACAAUACUUCAGACUGGGAGUCAGCUACGGAUACGGAUAGUUAUGAAGACGAACCCAAUAACAUGUUUAGUGCACCAAGCGCCACCAGCGAUGUCAUCCUACUGGUGGAGGACAAGCCAAUACACGUCAACAAAGCAAUUCUGUCCUUGGCUUCACCUGUAUUCGCCGCCAUGUUUGAACUCAACUUCAAGGAAAAACACGCAGAAAAGAUUCCACUUCCGGGCAAGAAGUAUGAAGAUUUUAUUGAGUUCCUUCUGUGCUUGUAUCCAAACACAGUUAAAGAUGUCGACCGAGAAAAUAUCGAUAUUGUGCUUCCCUUGGCCGAUGAGUACCAGGUGGAGAACAUAAAGAGAAGAUCAGAGGCUAUGAUUUUACUUUUGUUGCAAAUAAAAUAUGAAUCAUUAUUUGCAAAGGAUGUGGUUCACUUCUUGUUCCUAUCGGAUAAAUAUUCUUUUAAACAGGCACUCGUGGAAGCCACGAACAUUGCAACAAGUCACUGUUGUACCGAUCUAUUUGAGAUAAAAGAAUUCAACAGUGUCAGCUCGGCUGUCAAAAUCGACAUAACAACGACUGGAAAGUUUAAAAAACCCAGCGAGGUGUGUAUUAUUUGA